AUGGCGAAAGAAUCAACUACCCCAAACAAGGCCACCAAGCCUGUCAAGGCAGGAAUCACAAAGCGCACACCUGUCAAGGCGAAGGCUUCCCUUGCCCUUGCCAGCGUCUCAUCCCCUAACAUUGACCGGGACCUGGUCUUCCUGUGUAAAUGCGUGAAGAUGUCCACCGGAAUGAAGAUCGACUGGCUUGCCGUCGCUAAUGAUGCUGGCAAGUCCGUUGGCACUGUGCAGAAACAGUUGUCCCGGCUGAACAUCAAGCUGGAGAAAAGCGUCCCCAUCAACACUGACGACUCCGCGAAGGACACCGAAGACACCGAAGACGCCAAUGAUGAGGACUAG
Messenger RNA from Penicillium crustosum, 339 nucleotides. RefSeq lists its product as uncharacterized. The transcript is spliced from 2 exons. NCBI's taxonomy places the organism in Eukaryota, Fungi, Ascomycota, Eurotiomycetes, Eurotiales, Aspergillaceae. The record is from RefSeq and is a predicted model, not a curated record. Bases 1 to 339 code for a protein of 112 amino acids.